GACCUAGGGUUUUAAGGAGGGUUUUAGCUCCUCCCCCCUCUCUCCAGCCUGCGCCCCUCUCACCGACCUGCAAGUAUGCCACUGUGUCUAUGUCAUCAAUGAAAUGACACGGUCCUCUUUCGAUUUUCACUCCAAAACCCUAAGUUCUAACCCUAAUUCUCAUCUCGUCCACCAUGAAACCUUUUUCUCCGAGAAUCUUCUUCAUCUUCUUCUCUUCACGCUCACUGUCCACAAACCCAAUCAACAAUGCUGAAUUCCACCACCAUGGCCUCCGAAUCUCUCGCUUCUCAACUUCCUCAAGCUCGUUUCACUCUUCAUCAUCAUUUCCAUCUUCUUCCUUCCCAACACGGCGACACGAGGAAGAGAGCAGGAACGUGAGGGUUUCGGUGUGGUGGGACUUCGAGAACUGCAAUUUGCCGGCCGGAGCGAACGUGUUCAAGGUCGCUCAGGGCGUUACUGCUGCAAUUAGGGCAAAUGGGAUCAAAGGCCCCAUUCAUAUCACGGCGUUUGGCGAUGUCUUGCAGCUUUCGAGAUCGAACCAGGAGGCGUUAUCGGCAACUGGGAUCAAUCUAACCCACAUUCCUCAUGGUGGGAAGAACAGUGCUGAUAGAUCUCUUCUUGUAGAUCUUAUGUAUUGGGUUUCUCAAAAUCCUCCACCAGCACAUGUUUUCUUAAUUUCUGGUGACAGAGAUUUUGCUGGCAUUUUACACCGAUUAAGAAUGAACAAUUACAAUAUCUUGCUUGCUUGUCCCGAAACUGUUCCUAGUGUUCUCUGUAGUGCUGCAAGCAUUAUGUGGCAUUGGAAUGCUUUGGUCAAAGGGGAAAACCUCACUGGAAAGUAUUUCAACCAACCCCCAGAUGGUCCAUAUGGUUCUUGGUAUGGCCAUUAUAGGGUGCCUCUCGAUGAUCCAUUUGCAGUUACUGAGCAAACAGCUUGUUCACGGGCUGAGGAGGUGUCUGAGUCUAAUUUAGAUCAUAAGCUUCGUCCAGUUCCAAAAGCAGUUGUGAAGCAUAUCCGUCAUAUAUUAAAUUCUUACCCCAAAGGGAUCUCCAUUACAGAUCUUCGUUCAGAGUUGGGGAAGAGUAAUGUGAGCAUAGAUAAAGACUUGUAUGGAUUUAAAAAGUUUUCUCGCUUUCUUUUAUCUAUGCCACACAUUUUAAAGCUUCAAUCUGGGGGUGAUGGUCAGUUUUUGGUAUGCAGUGUUGCCCCAAAAAUUCCUGAUCCAGUUGAAUCCACUCCAGGCAUAGCUACUGGACCAGUUACUAACAAUAAAGAGCCAGAUUCUGCAAUAAUUCCUAAUGUAAAUGGUGCAGGCAUGGAUGAAGGCAUGGAUGAAAAACCGUCAUCGCCACCAACCCCUGAACUAAAUGUUAAAGAGCCUCCAACAAAAUUGCAAGAGUCACAAAUUAAGUUGCAAGAAGACUCUCCAGUUGCUGAGAAGGUAAGCAAUGCCGAGGUAACAGAGAAGCAUUUGCGUCCUGUUGAAGAAUGCAAUUCCACAUCUGAAGUGGCAUCUUUUAGAAAGUGGUUGAGGAAAUUGUUGUUUGAUGAAGAUGUUGGUUCUGACAAGAAAAGUGCCAGCAUACCGGGAAAAAAUUCUACUUCUGGUGGUCACACUGAGAAUUCUAAGACACAGGAGAAGUGUGCAAAACCACCAUGCCGGCGUACUGAUCCAGCUGGUUCAACUUCAUUUUCGUCAUCCAGUAAUGUAGUAAUGGGUGGCAUUAGUGGGGGUGGUGAAGGUUAUGGUGAUAAAUCUAGCAGGGAUCCUGGUUUCUUUACACAGAUAAUAAGUUGGUGUAAGUUUUGGAGAAAGAGCCCAAACUCUGAAAAUUUAAUUGAACAAUCUAGUGAAAAAUUAAACCAGCUAACUGUUGAUUCUGGGAAGCAUGAACUAUUCUUGAAGGAUUCUUUCUGGAAUGAAAUGGAAGCAUUUAUACAUACACCUCCCAAUGGUUCGAUCCUUGUCUUACAAUCAAGGAGCAGAGAACAGAUGGUUCAGAAUCUGCAAAAGCAAGGCCCUUUGGUUCUCAGAUCUCUUACUCAAAACGAUCUUCUUCACCUAGUGGACUUGUUGAUCUUAGAGAAGCGAUGGGUGGGAGAGUGCCCCUCCCAAAAUUAUCCUUUCAAACUCAUUCGGCCUGCUGGAAGGAAUUCCACUUUGAGUAAUCCUCCAAAUUCAAAUGGGUUACGAUCUAUCUUUCUAAGCUCAACAUCGGAGUCUAAUCCUCAAAGAUCAGUGGAACAUGAUGGAGAGAGAAAACACCAAAAUCUUACUCACUCUGGAGUUUCUCCAUCUGUCAUUAAUAAGAAACCCUCUGGCAAGUCCAGAAAUGAGAUAUUAGCUGAUUGUCAGAAGCUUGUGGAUGACAUUGUGAAGGAAUACCCUGAAGGGUUCAAUAUGGGCUCUUUUAGGAAACUGUUCCUUGAGAGAUAUGGUUAUCCUCUGGAUAUACAAAAGCUUGGAUACCAAAAAUUGGUGAACCUGUUACAGAUAAUGCCUGGGGUGAAAAUAGACUCUACUUACAUCGUGCCUUGUUUUAAUGUUGCAAAGAGUUCUCACCUAGAAACUGCUGAUCCUAGUGUUCAAGAAAAUAAUGUCAGUGGUGCAAUAGCUAGCUCAGAUAGUCAGGUAUCUGAUGCAUCAAUGAGAGAUGAUGAUCUUGACUCUCCGUGGGGGGAACUUGGGCCUGUUGCCAAAGUAGAUCCCAAGCAAAAUAAAAGGGACAUAUUGUUGUCAAACAGGAGAGCAAAAGAAGAAGCUGCAAGACGGAUACAUCUUGAUUAUGAAACUGUGUCUGAUGAUUCCAUUUCAGAUUCAGAAGAAGAGACUGCAUCUUUAACAGGAGGAUCAGAAGGAGAAGGGAAGCCUAGAACAAAGGAUGAAGAAAGCUCGUUAUUACAGAUUCUGGACUCUUGGUACAGCAAUGGGGAGACCAAUAGAAAGGACGGGUCAGAAAAUGUAGAUGGGAUGGUCGAUUGUUCCCGAGAUGUCUUGAAACCGUCUGAUUCCUCUGGGGCUGCUUUCAAAACUGAAACUCCUAUGGUAAAAUGUGGACGGAAACAAAAACCUUUUAAGAGCUAUUCUUUUGUUUCAGACCAGCUUGUGGAAAACAAGGACAAGCUGAUUGAUGGUAUAUUGGGGAGCUUGAAGAAGUCAGGUGAGUCAAGAAUCCAAGGCUAGAAGGUUUAUUGAGGAGAGUGCAAGGAGGGAAUGAUGCAUACAUGCCUUGCUGAUAAUCCAUCCCUACCUGAAUAGAGCAGUGUUAGUUAUUUACUAGUGGUUCUGCCAAGGAUAAGGCUAGGGUCGCUUGCAAUGCAGGUCUAAUGCUGAGUAGAAGUUAAAAUUUAUUUUUUGGCCUCCAAAUUCAAUGGUAAUACCAUGUUUUUCUUUUUUAA
Messenger RNA from Camellia sinensis, 3400 nucleotides. RefSeq lists its product as uncharacterized. Gene Ontology annotation, cellular component: peroxisome. Gene Ontology annotation, molecular function: RNA nuclease activity. The record is from RefSeq and is a predicted model, not a curated record. Gene Ontology annotation, biological process: regulation of gene expression. Lineage: Eukaryota; Viridiplantae; Streptophyta; Magnoliopsida; Ericales; Theaceae.